Messenger RNA from Colletotrichum lupini, 1296 nucleotides. Its product is annotated as CT20 family protein. The transcript has 4 exons. Bases 1 to 1296 code for a protein of 431 amino acids. Gene Ontology annotation, biological process: regulation of transcription by RNA polymerase II. Gene Ontology annotation, cellular component: nucleus; NuA4 histone acetyltransferase complex. The record is from RefSeq and is a predicted model, not a curated record. NCBI's taxonomy places the organism in Eukaryota, Fungi, Ascomycota, Sordariomycetes, Glomerellales, Glomerellaceae.
AUGCCUCCCAAAAAGAAGGUGCGCAGCAGUGUGUCUGCUGUCGCAACGCCAACGCCAGCUCGCGAUGAAGAUGCCAUGGAUGUCGAUACACCUGCUGCAGAUACUCCCGUGGCGAGCGCGCCUCCGAUCAAGCCUUCUGCGGAUGAGUGGCCAAACAAUCUGUGGACCGACGACCAACUCUCAUCUCUUUACAAAGGAGUUAUCCGGUGGAAACCAGCAGGCAUGCACAAACACUUCAGGAUGAUUGCUAUCAGCGAGCACUUGCGGAAUCACGGAAUUGACCCCGACUUUUACACCCACACACGUAUCCCCCAUAUCUGGACGAAGCUACGCACCUUGUACGACCUUAAGACGAUCGACCAGCGAGAAGACUUCUACGACGCCCAAGAAGAUGACAACUAUGACGACCGAUUCAAGGAGUUCACUCUUCCAUACGACGAGUUUGACGAUAUGAUGAUGGAGCGUCGCCUUGCCGAUGCUAGUGAACCUCCAACCUCACCACCCGAAUUCGAGCUUACACCACCACCGCCCUCUCCCGGCGGUAGCAACACUGGCGGAAACACCAGGCGGCGAAAGCGCGCCUCCACAGUGACCAAGACUCGCGCCAGCACCGUCGAGGAUACGGAAGAUGCUGGCACAGACACUGCGUCGCCGCCUCCAAAAUCGGCGCGGGUGGCCAGGAGUCAGAAGAGGGCUGCCGGCAAGGCUAAAGCCGAGAAAGCUGAGAAGGUCGAAGAGCCUGAAAAGCCAAAGAAGUCCGGGAAGCCGGCGAAGGCAGAGAAACCCAAGAAGGGCGGGAAAGCUGGCAAGGCUGAAAAGGCCGACUCGACGAACUCGGAAGAUGACAACGAUGAUGACGAAAACUCGGGCGGGGAUGAGGACGGGUCCGACUCGGACGAAGAAGAGCAAGAUGAUCGCAAUGAGGCUGAAGACGGAGAAGAUGGAGACGACGGCGACGAGGAAGAGGAAGGUGAUGGGAGCAAUUCUGGCGAUGGUAGUGGCUCUGGUGAUGCCGGUGACUCUGGCGGCUCUGGAGACUCCGAUGAUGGAGACGAGGAGGAAGAGGAGAGCGCCGAAGAUAGCGGGACCCCAGUAUCGCGUUCGACAAGAGGUGCUGCCCGAGGUCGUGGCAGAGGCAGAGGCCGAGUCCCACCCGCCACAGCAAACAGGCUGGCGGCUGUCCAUAAAGACAGACCUAGUGGAAUAAAGAUACCCGCCGCGAUAUGCGACUUCACGAAUGCUUCACUGGAUAGCAUGGGACGAUGGUCUUGGAAUAAGAAGAAGAACAAAAAGUAG